GCGUCGGGUGGUCACGUGGUCGUCCCGAGCUGGCGGGAGGAGUUGGGAGAGCUUUACUGCAGCGACCGUCAGACACUCCAGUGACCGUGGGGAUCAGCGUAGGUGAGCUGCGGCCUUUUUCGGGGUGCCGCUGCCACAGCUACCUGCGUUCGUUACGAGGAUUGAACGUCUCCACCCGUAAGUGUGAAAGAGGUGGCAGGAGGUGGGUGGGCAGGGGCGCAAAGCGCACGGCCCCUAGAAGACUCGCCUUCGCUCCUGCCAGCCGCUGAAGCAGCGUCCUCCUCUGACAGCUGCGGGGCCACGGCAGGGUAUUCUGUGCUUCACCGUCUACACAAUGAAUCCCAGUAUGAAGCAGAAACAAGAAGAAAUCAAAGAGAAUAUUAAGAAUAGUUCUGUCCCGAGAAGGACUCUGAAGAUGAUUCAGCCUUCAGCAUCUGGAUCUCUUGUUGGAAGAGAAAAUGAGUUGUCCACAGGCUUGUCCAAAAGGAAACAUCGGAAUGAUCAGUUAACAUCUGCAACUUCCAGCCCUGGGGUUAUUGUCCCAGAAUCUAGUGAAAAUAAAAGUCUUGGAGGAAUCACCCAGGAGUCAUUUGAUCUUAUGAUUAAAGAAAAUCCAUCUUCUCAAUAUUGGAAAGAAGUGGCAGAAAAACGGAGGAAGGCGCUGUAUGAAGCACUUAAGGAAAAUGAAAAACUUCAUAAAGAAAUUGAACAAAAGGACAAUGAAAUCGCCCGCCUGAAAAAGGAGAAUAAAGAGUUGGCAGAAGUAGCAGAACAUGUACAGUAUAUGGCAGAGCUAAUAGAGAGACUAAAUGGUGAACCUCUGGAUAACUUGGAAUCACUGGAUAGUCAGGAAUUUGAUUCUGAAGAAGAAACUGGUGAGGAUUCUGAAGUGGAAGACUCAGAAAUUGGCACUUGUGCUGAAGAAAUUGUAUCUUCCUCUACAGAUGCAAAGCCAUGUAUAUGAAAUGCAUUAAUAUUUGACUGUUGAGAAUUUUACUGCCAAAGUUUACCUCCACUAGUUCUUUGUAGCAGAGUACGUAACUACCUAAUGCCAACUCUGAAAUCAAGCUUCCUUGUUUGAAUCCUGGGACCCUAUUGUAUUAAAGUACAAAUACUAUGUAUUUUUAAUCUACAAUGCUUUAUGUAAAUAGGAUUUUCUCAGUUGUCAGACAUGACUUAUGCAUAUGACUAAAUAAACUUUAAACUCCUAUUGAACAUUGUGUACAACUUAGAAAAAUAUAAGGAGUCUGUGUAGA
Molecule: messenger RNA, 1256 nt
Organism: Sapajus apella (tufted capuchin)
Lineage: Eukaryota; Metazoa; Chordata; Mammalia; Primates; Cebidae
Gene: GMNN
Product: geminin DNA replication inhibitor
Exons: 7
Coding region: 335-964 (209 amino acids)
Biological process (GO): negative regulation of DNA replication; negative regulation of cell cycle
Cellular component (GO): nucleus
Source: RefSeq, a predicted model, not a curated record